AUGCAGUCAUGGACCGGUACCGGCAGCCGUUCCCUCUUUUGCGCCCUGCGGACACUAGCUCGCCCGACUGAGCGACCGUUUAUGACGACUUCCGUUCUGCAACGAUCGAAGCGAGGGAAACCAAAGGAUACCAAUACGGCAGAUGCGAAGAAAGCCGCCAAGGUGUGCCCUCGUGUCCCUGAAUCAACCGUUGCCAAAGCGCUAUCGGUCGCUUCGCCUAAGAAAUCAGUUCGACAGAAUGUCGCAGCGGCGCGAGAUUUCAACAACGUGGUGGCGGCGGCGUUGCGCGACGUGCGAUACAAGCUCCACCAGGCAAACGCGUCGCUGGCGCGAUGGGACCAAUUUGAGCGCCAAACCUUGAACGCUUGUCUAGCAGAUGACUCGAAAACCGGCGCUAAAUGGGGCCCUUUAAGGCACAUCAAAGUGUCGUUGCAGAAAGCGUAUCUGACCUCUGGGGUACAAGGCUUGCGGGACGAGUUGGAAUAUAUGAUGUAUGCAGAUGGUCUCACGGCGAAAUACUCGACCCCGAACCUACAAGAACAGAUGAAGGUGGCCGAUUGCCGAUAUCCCGCCGAGUGGUACCCGCACGCUCGCUCCAUUCAACGAACCAUUCACCUUCAUGUAGGCCCCACAAACUCCGGAAAAACCUACCAUGCCUUGCAACGGCUUAAGAAUUGCAAAAACGGGUUCUAUGCGGGGCCACUCAGGCUGCUGGCCCAGGAGGUAUAUCAUCGAUUCAAAGGGGAUGGGGUUCCGUGCAGUCUGGUGACGGGCGACGAUGUCAAAGUUCCCGAGGAUGGUGAACUACCGCGCGUCGUGAGCAAUACCGUGGAGAUGGUCAGUCUUGGACAGAAAUAUGAUGUUGGAGUUAUCGACGAGAUCCAAAUGAUAGCCAACUCAAAACGAGGCUGGGCGUGGACACGGGCGGUACUUGGAUCGCAGGUUUCAGAGUUGCACCUGUGUGGCGAGACACGCGCGGUGCCCCUGAUUCGUGAGCUAUGUGCGCUCACGGGAGAUAUUUUGGAGAUACAUCGCUACGAGCGGUUGAACCCGCUAGAAGUGAUGGACCACAGCCUGAAGGGUAACCUGAAUAACCUUGAGAAAGGGGAUUGCCUCGUUGCCUUCUCACGGGUCGGCAUCCAUGCCUUGAAGGCUGAUAUCGAGAAGACCACUGGAAGGCGAGCAGCCAUCGUCUACGGCGGUCUGCCGGCUGAGAUUCGAACCCAGCAAGCCAGUCUGUUCAAUGACCCAGACAAUGAGUACGACUUUCUCGUUGCAAGCGACGCAAUCGGUAUGGGGUUGAAUUUGAGCUGCAAGCGCGUCAUAUUUGAGACUGUUGUCAAACGUCUUCCUAGUGGCCUUCACCGACUCACCGUGCCAGAGAUUAAACAAAUUGGCGGAAGAGCCGGUCGAUAUCGUCCAGCCAAUGCGCAGGGAGAUGCAGACGGUAAGGCCAAUGUUGGUCUCGUCACGUCCCUGGAAGAGGUAGAUCUUCCAUACAUUCAACAGGCGAUGCGUCUUGAACCGCCGCCACUUAGCGCCGCCGGAAUCUACCCGCCCGAGUCUGCCUUCUUGAAAUUUGCCGCCUACUUCCCUCCCAAAAGCGUCCCUUUCGAAUAUCUGCUUAAACGUCUCCUGGAUAUCUCGCAAGUCAGCUCGACAUUCUUUAUGUGUGAUGCAUCCGACCAAUUAUCCAACGCUGAAAUCAUCGACUCGGUGGAUGGGCUUCGUACGGAGGACCAGUUGGUCCUCAUGACCUCACCGAUGGACAACAAGGAUCCCUCCUCGCGCGACGUCACUUGCGCCCUUGGUGAUUGUGUAGCUAACCACACCGACGGGCGAUUACUGGACAUUCCCCAUCUCAACCUGGAAAUCCUUGAACAGGCCGCCUCCGGGAACAGAGACUAUAUGCACGAGUUGGAGAAACUUCACAAAGCCGUCAUCCUAUACUCGUGGCUGAGUUUCCGAUUCGGGGGCGUGUUCACAGAUCGGACCCUCGCGGCGCAUGUCAAGGAGCUUGUGGAAGCGCGAAUGGUUCGGGCGCUGACCGAGUUCUCUGCCAACAAGAAGUUGCGCAAGGAUUCUUCGCUGCGACGCCAGAUCGCGCUGCAGAAGCAGAUCCUGGAUCAGCAGCGCAUUAUUUCUGAUGCCGAUCUUAUGUCACCCCAUGGCGAAGGUAACCAGAUGAACGUGGAUUUUUCCGAAGAGGGCGCUAUGGAGAAACCAGAAAAGAGCACUUUGGGAAGUGCAUCGCUUGAAGACGGGAGCUCAGCUGAGGACUCUUUUGAAGAGAAGCCUCCUGAGGCGCAGGCUUCAUCUGGAUGA
Penicillium alfredii is the source of this 2325-nucleotide messenger RNA. Its product is annotated as ATP-dependent RNA helicase SUV3. Gene Ontology annotation, molecular function: ATP binding; RNA helicase activity; hydrolase activity, acting on acid anhydrides. Gene Ontology annotation, biological process: mitochondrial RNA 3'-end processing; RNA catabolic process. The transcript has 3 exons. The coding region runs from base 1 to 2325 and encodes 774 amino acids. The record is from RefSeq and is a predicted model, not a curated record. Gene Ontology annotation, cellular component: mitochondrial degradosome. NCBI's taxonomy places the organism in Eukaryota, Fungi, Ascomycota, Eurotiomycetes, Eurotiales, Aspergillaceae.